Molecule: messenger RNA, 2406 nt
Organism: Fusarium sp. VM40
Lineage: Eukaryota; Fungi; Ascomycota; Sordariomycetes; Hypocreales; Nectriaceae
Source: the annotation of a GenBank genome assembly
AUGAGUGUCGUUGGAAUCGAUUUCGGAACCCUUAAGACCGUCAUUGCCGUUGCCCGAAACCGCGGCGUCGACGUUGUCACCAAUGAAGUCUCAAACCGAGCAACCCCGUAUGUUUUCCCCGUCGUUGGCUUUGCCGCUCGUUGCGCUUCCUUGGUAGGAUUUGGACCCAAGUCUCGCUACCUUGGUGAGACCGCCAAGACCCAGGAGAUCUCCAACCUCAAGAACACCGUCAGCUCCCUGAAGCGCCUCGCUGGCCGAUCAUUCAACGAUACCGAUAUUCAGGUUGAGCAGCAAUAUGUCACUGCUCCUCUCGUCGAUGUCAACGGUCAGGUUGGCGCCGAGGUCAACUACCUGGGCAAGAAGGAGAAGUUCACUGCUACUCAGCUUGUUGGCAUGUACUUGAGCAAGAUCAAGUCGACCGCUGGUGCCGAGCUCAAGCUCCCCGUUCAAGAUGUUUGCAUGAGUGUGCCUCCCUGGUUCACUGACGUCCAGCGCCGCGCUCUCAUCGACGCUGCCGAGAUUGCUGGACUUCGAGUUCUCCGUCUUAUCAACGAUGGCACCGCCGCUGCUCUCGGCUGGGGUAUCACAAAGCUCGACCUGCCCGCUCCUGAGGAGCAGCCCCGCCGCGUCUGCUUUGUCGAUGUCGGCCACAGCAGCUACACUGUCUCCAUUGUCGAGUUCAAGAAGGGUGAGCUCGCCGUCAAGGCUACCACAUGGGACAAGGACUUUGGUGGUCGUGACUUCGACCGUGCUCUUGUUGAUCAUCUUGCCAAGGAAUUCAAGGGCAAGUACAAAGUCGACAUCAUGACCCACGGCCGUGCCCUCGCCCGUACCAUCGCCGCCGCUGAGAAGACCAAGAAGGUUCUGUCUGCCAACCAGCAGUCCCCUGUCAAUAUCGAGUCGCUCAUGAACGACAUUGAUGCUUCCACCAUGAUUACCCGCCAGGAGUUCGAGGCUAUGAUCGAGCCUCUCCUUGCCCGAACCCACAAGCCCCUCGAGGAGGCUCUCGCUCAGGCCAAGCUCACCAAGGACGACAUUGAUAUUAUUGAGGUCGUUGGUGGCGGAUCUCGUGUCCCUGCUCUCAAGGAGCGUAUCCAGGCUUUCUUCGGCAAGACCCUCUCUUUCACCCUGAACGCUGAUGAGGCUCUUGCUCGUGGUUCCGCUUUCAGCUGUGCCAUCCUCUCCCCUGUCUUCCGUGUCCGCGACUUCUCUGUCCAGGACAUCAUCAGCUACCCUAUUGAGUUUGCUUGGGAGAAGGCCCCCGAUAUUCCCGACGAGGACACCAGCCUGACUGUCUUCAACAAGGGCAACGUUAUGCCUUCUACUAAGAUUCUUACAUUCUACCGAAAACAGCCUUUUGAUCUUGAGGCCCGAUAUGCCCAGCCUGAGCUGCUUCCUGGCAAGACUAACCCUUGGAUCGGCCGAUUCUCCGUCAAGAACGUCAAGGCUGACGGCAAGGACGACUUCAUGAUUUGCAAGCUCAAGGCCCGUGUCAACAUCCACGGUGUUCUCAACGUCGAGACUGGCUACUAUGUCGAAGAGGAGGAGGUUGAGGAGGAGGUUAACGAGGACGGUGACAAGAAGGAUCCUGAUGUGAGUUUGUCUGAGCCAGCUUCGGUUCAUGAUGCGUUUUCCCCUGUUUCAGAUCAAGACUCAGCGUCUACUUCAUCAUCCGCGUCGGUUGGAGACGAUAGCCAUGCCUAUCCCGCCAAGCGUCAACGACUUGAGGAAGACGAGGAGACUCCUUUCCGUUCUGCUAUUGUUGUCCCAGAAUUUCUGGAAGAAUCGAUUUAUGAACCCCGUUCGCUAACAUCCGCUUCCCAAAAGGCCAUGGAGACUGAUAAGGAUGCUCCUAAGAAGACUCGCAAGGUGAAGAAGCAGGUUCGCAAGGGUGACCUGCCCAUCUCUACAGGCAGCGCCUCGCUGGAUGACUCCACCAAGUCCAGUCUCCUUGAGAAGGAGUCCGCCAUGGUCAUGGAGGACAAGCUUGUCGCCGAUACCGAGGAGAAGAAGAACGAGCUCGAGGCCUAUAUCUACGAUCUCCGUGCGAAGCUCGAUGAGCAGUACUCCGAGUUCGCUGGCGAGGACGAGAAGCAAACCAUCAAGGCCAAGCUUGAGGCCACUGAGGACUGGUUGUACGAAGAGGGCGAGGAUACCACUAAGGGUGUUUACAUCGCCAAGAUCGACGAGAUCCGCGCCAUGGCUGGUCCCAUUGUCCAGCGCCAUUUCGAGAAAGUUGAAUCCGAGCGACAAGCCGUUUUGGAGAAAGCCGAGGCCGAACGGGCUGCGAAGAAGGCUGAGGAGGAUGCUCGCAAGGCUUCCGAGGGCGACAAGUCCAACGACCAGGAGAUGAAGGAUGCCGACGCUCAGCAACAGGAGACCGAAGGUUCUGCCGACCCCCAGUAA